Rhinocladiella mackenziei CBS 650.93 is the source of this 2307-nucleotide messenger RNA. RefSeq lists its product as uncharacterized. The transcript has 2 exons. NCBI's taxonomy places the organism in Eukaryota, Fungi, Ascomycota, Eurotiomycetes, Chaetothyriales, Herpotrichiellaceae. Gene Ontology annotation, molecular function: DNA-binding transcription factor activity, RNA polymerase II-specific; zinc ion binding. The record is from RefSeq and is a predicted model, not a curated record. The coding region runs from base 1 to 2307 and encodes 768 amino acids. Gene Ontology annotation, biological process: regulation of DNA-templated transcription.
AUGGAUGCCACCUUCAACCACGGGAAACAGGUGAUGAAAAAGACUCGCAAGAGCACACCCAAGGUGAGAUCUGGGUGCAUAACAUGCAAAUCCCGGCGCGUGAAAUGUGACGAGGCGAAACCCGAGUGUCAACGCUGUAUCCGCGCAUGUCGGAAAUGCGAAGGCUAUCCCAGGAGCGACCAACGGGAGACCGUCGAGCAUUUACCAUUAUCCCACCAUUCAAUAUCCGCGUACAACAUUCCCUUCAAAGUUCCUGGGAGUCAAGCCGACCGACAACUCCUGCAUUACUACUGCUCUCAGGCCGCGUGGAAUCUGUCCAGCUACUCAGACCCUACGCUUUGGACCCAGUUGAUCUUGCAACGGAGCCACCAUCAACCGGUCAUUCGUAAUGCAUUGGUUGCCCUUAGCUCCUUGCAUAAGGACUACCUGUGUGGAGAAUUUGUAGGCACUGAUCUCGACCACGACUCAGACAGCUCAUGCCCACCCGCGAAAACCAUGGGCAUGAUCAGUCGUUGUCAUAGACAAUUACGAAACUACCUGUCCCGCACUGAUGCAUCGCUAGACGUUGCCCUCAUCUGCAGCGUUAUCUUUUAUGUCUUUGAAUCCCUCCUAGGUGACUCUCAGCGUGCCAUCUGGCAUUUGGACCGGGGCUUGGUUCUCUUUCAAGAAUGCCAACACCACGAUCCAACCGACCCCUUAAUGUCACGUCUGACGGCGCUUCUCUACCAGCUAGACAUCCAAGCCAGCGCCUACGACACCCGACGCGCGCCCAUUCUCAAACUAGCUUCGAAGGAAGAGGCCCAAGGCCUCGUCGACAUGGUGCCCGAUUCCUUCCUCGGCUUGGCGCACGCGGAAGGCAUUUUGCUUAAACUUCGAAAUUGGACUUUACAUCAUCUGAUCACCCAUGUCAUGCAUAAGGGAAGGACGUUGGAGGAGUUCCCUCCAGACCUAUUGUACGAGAGACUGGUGCUCGGCGCGCAGUAUGAGAGAUAUGAAGCCGCUCUGGCCGAGCUCGCUACCGCCGAAAUGUUCCAUUCGGAUAGCGGGGGGGGCCCAUCGACGGAAGCCCAGCGACGACAGCGACGACAGCAAUUGCGGCUGCUCCAAGUUGACUUCCAUGCAUUCUCCUAUCUGGUCAAGGAGAACAUUCCCAUUCCCACGUCGGGGCUAGUCUCAACGCACGGCUCGUCUCCAUCGCCCGCUCCGUCGGGUUCCGGCACAUCGACAUCGACAUCGACAUCUUCACCGGCGCACCGGGACCUAAUUCUCGACGAUUCAGACUCGGAUCUCACCGCAUGCCUGACAUCUAUCGCCGACUUCCUCGCCCUCUCCUCACAACCCCCCGUCGCCGGACCGACUCCUCUAACCUCAUCAUCACGAACCUACACACUCUCCACUCACGUGAUUGCCGUCUUGUAUUUCCUGUGCCUGAAAACCACCAACACCGAAACCCUCCAGGCAGCCAUGUCGCUCUUCUCACACCCACGCCUCCGCCAUGCGCGCGACGGACUCUGGGACUCCCGUACCGCAUCGUACGUAGUUGAGAGCCUCGUCAAAAUACGCCGGAAGGAGCACCCGGAGGGGGGCGUCAGACGUGAGAUCGACGACGAGGAUUGGGACCGGAGCGGUGAAGAGUUAUCCAAGAUCGAAAGGAUCAGGGUUCUGGGCCAACACGGGAAAGUGCCCAUGUUGCAGUCCAGAACGGUCACGCCGGAGGUGGAUCGUAAAAAGACGGCGGAGGAGGUGUCCCAGGACAACCAGGAACUGGAUCCGAAUAUGGAUUUGCUCCUGCUCCCGCCGUAUUUUCCGGCCUUCUCCACCUCACCGUCAUCGUUGGGAUCGAAGGUGCCGUCGCAAAUUCAGAUGCAGGCCGAACCACAAAAUGGACGUCUAUAUUCCGACCCUCAUUUUGACCCUCAACAACCUCCUCCGGGAGCGCAUCCAACAUCAACAGAAGCAGUCGGAGCAUUCACCUGCCCAGUUUCAACACGUGCCAAAUCCAAUCCCACUCUGGAUCCACCCCCUUCUCCCCACAGGUCGAACGUCUGCUCUUCAUGGAUACAAGUCCUAUUUUCCCCACCCGUCUCUCCCUCGACCGGCAUUCGCACCUAUAUUCAUACGCAGAAAUACGCCCCGCCACACACCUGCAGCCCUUCCACUACAUUUUCGUCUUCAGCGAAGAAAACACCCGUCGCAUCACCCCAGCCGCAACGAGGGACGCGACUGGAAGACCAAGGCUGUGGCAUCAUAGAUGUGGACGGAGGGUUGGAUGAAGCGGCAAGACGGGUAUCGAAGCUGUUAUCAUGA